AUGACGACUCUCGUCCAACAGCAAUCGGUGCAGUCGUACGACUACCCGUCCGACUCGUACUCGUCGUCCGUCAACGUCGACAAGGUGGUCCAGUCGGUGACCAACGCCACCAAGCGGUUGUCGCAGAUCUCCACCAACACCAACAACUCCAGCAAAAAACGCAAGACCCAGAACAAAAUCGGCCCCUGGAAGCUCGGACGCACGUUGGGCCGUGGCUCCACUGGCAGAGUCCGUCUUGCCAAAAACAUCGUCACUGGCAAGUUGGCUGCGGUCAAAAUCGUGCCCAAGUCCAACUUCAAGAUGUUGGAAAACCCCAAGUACAAGCACCCGCCCACGGCUGCCAACAAGGACAGGUUGCCGUACGGAAUCGAGCGCGAAAUCAUCAUCAUGAAGCUCAUCUCGCACCCCAACAUCAUGGGGCUCUACGAUGUGUGGGAAAACAAAAACGACUUGUACCUCAUCUUGGAGUAUAUCGAAGGAGGCGAGCUUUUCGACUACUUGAUCAAACGUGGUCGCUUGCAGGAGUUUGAGGCCAUCAACUACUUCAAGCAGAUCAUCAACGGGAUCAACUAUCUCCACCAGUUCAACAUUUGUCACCGUGACUUGAAGCCAGAAAACCUUCUCUUGGACUUCAACAAAAACAUAAAAAUCGCCGAUUUCGGUAUGGCUGCCCUCGAGGUGCGAGAGAAGUUAUUGGAGACCUCCUGCGGCUCUCCUCAUUACGCCAGUCCCGAAAUCGUGGCUGGUAGAAACUACCAUGGAGCUCCCUCAGAUAUCUGGUCUUGCGGCAUCAUUUUAUUUGCUUUGUUGACUGGACAUCUACCAUUCGACGAUGAAAACAUCAGAAAGUUAUUAUUGAAAGUCCAAAGUGGUAAAUUUGUCAUGCCCGACGACUUAUCAUGGGAGGCCAAGGAUUUGAUCACCAAGAUGCUUAAAGUCGAACCCAGUGACAGAAUCACCAUAGAUCUAAUUCUCACACACCCGUUGUUAACCAAAUAUCCCGAACCGGCUGCUUCUACGUCAUCUAACUCCAACAGCUUGGACUUUCAAAAUUCUAACGUGAAACCUAUCGAUUCGAUAGACAAAAUCGAUAAGGAGAUCUUGAAGAAUCUUUCUGUCUUGUUCCACAACUGUGAAGAACAGGAGAUCAUAUCAAAGUUGUUGUCACCAAAUAAGUGCCCCGAAAAGAUGUUCUAUUACUUACUCAUGAAGUAUAGAAAUGAGCAUACUGCGUGCAACUCGUUUGAAGAUGAAAAGAAUCAUUAUAAUGAAGAUUUCAAUGAUUCGAGACCUUCGUUGCCCAGAUCUGCUUCCAUUGUGAAAACUACUGUGUAUGAUCAAGCUACUGGAGAGAAGUAUACCACGAUCAAAAAGGUCCCCAAAUCAACAUCAACGUUCUCAAACAGAUCCACAAAGAGAAAUGCAUCUAAUUCGAAAUCCCCAUCGAAUUCAAACUUCAAAGUUUUGUCAAAUAUUACAAAUACAGUUUCUCCCAAUGCAUCUGUGAGGAAUUUCAAAGCAUCGACGUCAUUUAAUAGGAAAAAGACACUCUUGAAUACCCAGGCCAUAUCAAGAAAUAAUUCUGCGUCCACCUUAAAGAAGAAAUACCAGAAUGAAUAUUUCGCAGACUCUUCAAGAUCAUCAAUCAUAUCUAAGGAAAAGGAUGAUACUUCUAAACCACCGAAGCAAUAUCCACCAAAAUUGACCAGAAAAUUAACUGGUUUGUUGGAUUUGAACGAAUUAGAGAAAAUUACUGAUAAGAGCUCCACAAACCCCCAAGAAACUAGAACCCUUCCUUCGAAGAGUUCAAUAAAUGCAGCGGCCAGAAAGAAGAAUAUGACUGGAACUUUUGGUAAUAAGUCCUUGUUAAACUUUGGUUUAAUUAUUGAUGAGAUGUUCAAUGAAGAUGAUGUCAAGACUCCUUCCGGUUCGCUCGAACCAGCAAGGAAUUCAAGCAAGUCUCAUAACCUAGCAAAUAAAGAACGUGAAUUAGCGGCCAAAGUAAAAGCAUUAAAUGAAGCAAGAGAAGACAAAUACAAAGAGCAGGAAUUAAAAAGACAGAAAUUACUUGCACAAGAGCAAGAACAGAAGUUACGUGAACAAAAGGAGUUGGAAGAAGAACGUAAGCGUCAAUCUAUUUUGUUACAAGAAAAGCAAAAGGAAGCAUUGGAGAAAUUAAGGAAACAUCAAAGCAGUAACGAUUUUGCAGAACAUUUUUCAUCCAAGCCUCGGGCAAGUAGAUUUGUCACUGAUCCUGUUCAUUCCUCAUUGGAUCCUAAGCAUACUUUCAAUGUCAAUUCAUUGUUGAGGGCCAAAUCGUUGGCAUCUACAACUAAAUAUGCCCCACAACGUUUUGGUAAUGAUAACACUUCGAAGGUGUUGCAUAACCUUGGUAUUGAAGUGAUUCAAUCUCCUAGAAAGUUGAGUAACAAUUUGAAAACCUCAAGUUCCAAAAACUUAUCUGGCUAUUUGCAAGCGAACUCUACUGCUCAAAGUAGUGUCAGAGACUAUAGUGACCUUGAAGAGGAACCAUUGGAACCACAAUCUGUUUUAGACUAUGAUGAUGAUGAUGAUAAAGAAAAUGAGAUGACUUUGGCAAGCUUUAAUCAAAGAGAACGUGAGAAGUCAAAGGGAUCAAUUCUUGGGACCAACACCUCAACAAAUACUGACCAAAGCAACUCCACGAACAAAAAGCUUGACUCGCCAAUUAUGCCAUAUCGCUCAUUGUUGGGAGAUAUUGAUGAGAAAGAAAGGGUCAAGGAAUUUGAUGAGACCAACAUGACCAACAUGAGCUUCGAAACGAUUCCAAAGAACGAACUUAUUCCAAACCCAAGAUUCUCCAGAUUCUCUUUUGGUGGUCUUCUCUCCAACAAUCAGACUAAUGAAAUUGGUGAUAUUACCAUCAUGAACAAUACCUUGAAUUACUCUAACACUGUUAUCAGAAAACCUAGGAACAGUAUCGUUGCUGAGAAGAAUGCGGCAAAGAGUCUGUUGAAGAAAUCAUCCACGACUAACUUGUUGGGAUUGGGAAUUAGAGAAGAGAAGGAUGAACCAAUAUCAAAGUCGCAAUCUAAGUCAAGCAGAUUUGUUUCUGUUGAGAUACAAGAGUCUGGAGAUGAGUUCAACGCCACAUUACCGGCGGAGGCCAUUAGCAUCCGUGAAACUGAUGUGGAAGAUGAGGGUCAUGGUUUUGACGACGAUAAUGAGUCUGAAGAAACCAUGUUGGAUGACACAGUGAUAACCCAUAGAGAUAAUAAAUCUCUCAAUCCAAAUAUGUUGGAAGAAGACUAUUCAAACUUUGAUCUUAUUAGUUCGAGAACAGCGGAUAUUGGUAAGUUCAAUACCAUGAGACCAAGCAUCGUUGAAUCCAAGGAAACAUUGACCAUUCCUCGUUCAGAGGAAAAUACUUUGCGUUUAUCCUCCCAUAACGAGAGUCUUAAAUCGGCAUACAAUAAUUAUGAAUCAUUGUAUGGGGAAAGAAGAAAGUCUAAAAAUUUGAUUGAGGUGAACAAACCAAACUUAGCCCCAGAUCAACAUUAUUAUCAUCAUUUGAAUACCAAACUGCAUGCUGUGCAAAGGGAACUGGUUAUUUCUGAGAGAGAAAAGCCUCAAGAGUCCAUUACAAUCCGGGAAACCCCUAAAUCACUUUAUGGUCUGAGAAGAAGUAAACGUGAAAAGACAAAAGAUGAACACAAUGUAUCGAAAAACUUCGAAAUCUUGGAUACAUCCUCUUUUGUUGACCAUAAUAAUGAUAGUGGUGAUGAAAGGAAACCUUCAAGAUCUUCCAUGGAGAUUUUCAGUUCAAGGGCAUUGUCUAAGGUUCAUAAGUCUGGAAAUAACGAUCAAGAGACUCCGAACCAGAAUACAGAAGCGAUCAAUGAAAGAAAAGAAGUAAAAGUGGAACAGCCAGUCAUUGAGUCACCAAUUCUUCCUCCUUCGGCUCCUUCGGAGGACAAGACAGCAUCUUUAUUCAGAAAACUUAGUCUCAAGCCUAAGAGAGAUGCACCAAAAGCACCACAACCUGCUAAAAGGUUCUCCAAGCUCUCCGUGGGGGGAAAGUCACCAAAAGUGGAAAUGAAUGAUUCACCCUUUCCAAAGAAGGAAAACUGGUUCAAGAAGUUUAUCAGUGCAUUCACAUCAUCUCCGGGCACUAAGGACAAGUCUAAGUUUGAUAGCGAAGCGGUUACAGGGUCCGCUACCAACAGCAAGAGCAUAAACAUCAUUGAUUCGUCAUUGGCGUCAUCUGAGUUGAUCAGAGUUAUUAAGACUCAAUUAGAAUUGAAGAUGAUUGACGGCUCCAUAUCCAGUGUUGAUAUUGAUGAGGAGUUUGGUCUUAUCACUGGUGUUAUUCCAAGCAAGUUCGCCCACGGCAGAAAGUUGAAGUUCAGAAUUGAAAUCAUCGAUUUGAUCAAUUCGUCCUCGUUGCAUUUGAUCAAGGUUAAGGGUAACGAAAAGGGAUUCAAGAAUUUGAUUAAUAUUGUGACUUUUAUCAUUAAGCAAGAGGAGCAAGCUAGCAAUCAAAGGAGAUCGAGUGGUUACAAAUUCUCGGGAUACAAGAAUUGA
This is a messenger RNA of Suhomyces tanzawaensis NRRL Y-17324, 4563 nucleotides long. It is a transcript of the gene HSL1, whose product is annotated as protein kinase. Bases 1 to 4563 code for a protein of 1520 amino acids. The transcript has 2 exons. The record is from RefSeq and is a predicted model, not a curated record. Gene Ontology annotation, biological process: intracellular signal transduction; microtubule cytoskeleton organization; protein phosphorylation. Gene Ontology annotation, cellular component: cytoplasm. Gene Ontology annotation, molecular function: protein serine/threonine kinase activity; tau-protein kinase activity; ATP binding. Lineage: Eukaryota; Fungi; Ascomycota; Pichiomycetes; Serinales; Debaryomycetaceae.